CAAUGAAGUUAUCGUCUUUGCUGCUGGUCCUGGCCCUUUCGGUCGGUGGCCUCUCACUGGUGAGCGCACGCGAUGAACUGCGUCCAACUGCGGCUCCGUUGAUCAGCUCGACGGUGAAGCCAACGAGCGCUCCAAAGCUCGACACGAAGCCAACGAAGCCACUGAUGAUCAUCAAUGCACCUCCAAUGAAGCAGAAGCAUCUGGUGCCCGUUGCCGUUGAGGCGCAGCCACAAGUCGAGGCACAACAGCAGCAGCAGCUGAAGUCAACGGUGCAGGUGAAGGAUGCGAAGCCGUUGCAGGUGACGGGAUUCAUCACCAAGUCGGGCAACAUCUAUGAGAUCGAAGACAAGCGCGGCAUCGGACACAUUGAGCCACGUCAAGCGGAUCAGCCCGCCGAGCAGCAGAUCGUUUGCAACUACGGCAACGUUGUCAUCUACAGCGAUGUGCCCUGCGAUGAGGUGACCAACGUGCAGAUCGGUGAGGUGCAGUCCCUGAAGAAGCCCGUCGACGAUCAGCAACCAGCUGCUGCCGUCGAGCAGCCAGCCAACGAGAUGCAACAAGCCAGCGAUGAGCAGCAGCAGCAGCAGCAGGAGGUGAGCAACAACGCAACGGGCAACACGCCACGUCAGCAGGGCAAUCAGCAGCGUCGUCGUCGUCGUCGUCCAGCCAAUGCCCAGCAGCAGCGUCGUCGCGUCAAUGGCAACCGCAAUGGCGUGCGUCGUCGCAUCCGCAUCCGCAAUGGCAGCGGCAACGGAAAUGCUGUUCGCAAUGGCAACGGCAAUGGCAAUGGCAAUCGUCGUGUGGUGCGUCGUCGCCCCAACGCCCAGCGUCGUGGCAAUGGACAGCGUCGUCCGGCCAACAGGCAACAGCAGCAGCGUCGCCGUCAGCAGCAACGUCGCCGCCAACAGCAGCAGCAGCAACAACGUCGUCGUCGCCAGCAGCCACAGCGCCGUCGUCUCCAGCAGCAACAGCAGCAGCCACAGAAGCGUCGCAUUCGCGAGGAUGAAGAUGUCUAA
Molecule: messenger RNA, 1016 nt
Organism: Drosophila nasuta
Lineage: Eukaryota; Metazoa; Arthropoda; Insecta; Diptera; Drosophilidae
Product: ras-interacting protein RIP3
Exons: 2
Coding region: 3-1016 (337 amino acids)
Source: RefSeq, a predicted model, not a curated record